AUGGCUCCUUCUCGGACAACAGGACCUUGGGCACUGUUGGCAGCUUUGGGCCUUCUCAGCUGCUGUAGCUUUGGCUCGUGUGAGGCCUCAAGGACUAGUGGUUCAACAUCAGGAGGGAAUAAACAGGACCAAGAACCCUCGUCACUUGAGCGAGUUAAGAGAGGAUGGGUGUGGAACCAGUUCUUUGUGGUGGAGGAGUACACCGGCACAGAGCCACUUUACGUUGGAAAGAUCCAUACAGACUCAGAUGACGGUGAAGGCAACAUCAAGUACACUAUCUCUGGAGAAGGGGCAGGCUCCAUCUUCAUCAUCGACGAGCAAACAGGAGACAUCCAUGCCACAGAAAAACUAGACCGCGAGGAGAAGGCUUCUUACACACUUCGGGCUCAGGCCCGGGACGAGCUCUCCAGCGACCCUCUGGAACCGGAGUCAGAGUUUGUCAUCAAGGUCCAGGACAUAAACGACAGUGAGCCCAAGUUCUUGGAGGGUCCCUAUAUUGGCAGCGUGGCGGAGCUGUCACCCAUAGGAACAUCUGUUAUGAAGGUUACUGCAUCAGAUGCCGACGACCCUACAUACGGGAGCAGUGCCAAAGUGGUGUACAGCGUGCUGGAUGGAGAAAGGUUUUUUACUGUUGAUAGACAAACUGGGAUCAUCAUGACAGCGGUGGCAGAUUUGGACCGCGAGACACAGGAUCGUUAUGAGCUGGUCGUCAAGGCAACAGACAUGGCCGGACAAAUGGGCGGUCUCUCGGGCUCCACCACAGUGACCAUAGUGAUCACAGAUGUUAAUGACAACCCACCGCGCUUCCCACAGAAGAUGUACCAGUUUUCUGUGUCUGAGGGAGCGGCUCUGGGGACUCCAGUUGGACGUGUCAUAGCCACGGAUGCAGACAUGGGGGAUAACACAGACAUGAGCUAUCUGAUCAAAGAGGGAGGCGAUCUUUUCAAGGUCACCACUGAUGUGGAGACCCAGGAAGCUGUUGUCUCCAUCAAGAAGCCACUGGACUUUGAGAGCAAGCGCACACACAAUGUCGUGGUGGAGGCGGUAAAUAAGCAUGUUGACCCUCGCUUUGUGGACCUGGGCUCCUUCCGAGACCAGACCAUCGUGCGGGUCAGUGUGUCGGAUAUCGAUGAGCCACCCAUCUUUCAACCUGCAGAGGGCACUAUCAUGGAAGUGCAGGAGGAUGCGAAAGUAGGAGCUCUGGUUGGCGUCGUCACUGCCAGAGAUCCAGAUGUGAAGGAUAUACCUGUCAGGUUCUCCAUCGAUCGGACCACAGACCAGGAGAUGAUCUUCCAUAUUGAUCCUGAUUCGGGUGCCAUCACACUGGGCAAGCUUUUGGACAGAGAGACUGCAGGCUGGCACAAUAUCACUGUGAAGGCUGUGGAAGCAGAUAACCACACCAUGGCCUCCCACUCAGCAGUGAGUAUUAGAAUCCUGGAUGUUAACGACAAUCCUCCUGAACUGGCCACACCAUACGAAGCCUCUAUAUGUGAGGACGCUAAACCAGGGCAGCUAAUUCACACCAUCAGUGUGGUGGACAGAGACGAGCCACAAUCUGGACAUCGCUUCUUUUUCACCCUGGCCCCGGAGGCUUCCAGCAAUCGACACUUCACCCUGUGGGAUGUCAAAGACAACACAGCCGGCAUCCGGACCCAGCGGUCAGGCUUCAACCGCCAUGAGCAGAAUGUGUACUUCCUGCCUAUCCUGGUGGUCGACAGCGGGCCUCCCUCCCUGAGCUCCACAGGCACCCUGACCAUCCACGUCUGCGGCUGCGACACUGAGGGAGCCAUCCAGUCCUGCAAUGCCACAGCCUACGUAAUGAGUGCUGCUCUCAGCCCUGGGGCGCUUAUAGCACUACUGGUCUGCAUGCUCAUCCUCAUAGUUCUCGUCUUGCUGAUCCUGACCCUGAAACGCCACAGGAAGGGCCAGAGGAUGGCAGAGGACGAGGAGGACAUGAGGGAUAACGUCAUCAAGUACAAUGACGAGGGCGGAGGGGAGCAGGACACUCAGGCGUACGACAUGAGCGCCCUGAGGAACCUCUAUGACUUCCCAGAGGCCAAGAGCUGUGACUCUGGCCCGGACAUUCGCUCACUGCCACAGUGGAUACAGGCGAGCCGAGUAACUGGUGGCGCAGAGGGAACUGCAGCGGCAGCAGUUGCGGCGACGGCAGACUUCUCCCUAUUCAAAGGCUACAUCCGGAAGAAGGUGGAGCAGGCUGACGCUGACCUGUCGGUCCCGCCUUAUGACUCCUUCCAGACGUACGCCUUUGAGGGCACCAGUUCACCAGCGCUGUCACUCAGCUCCAUCCACACGCUGUCCACCACCUCCGAGCAGGAUUUCUCCUACCUCAGCGACUGGGGACCACGUUUCAGACAACUGGCGGGCUACUACGCUCCAGGAAACCCAGAGGAGGAAGGAUCCUAGCACAGCUCCUCCUCUGCAGAGAGACAUUUAAACUCCCUCUCAUCCUCCUUCUUCUCCUUCUCUGCCUCCUCUUCUCACCCUCUGGCACUCUACUAAGAUCAUCAGAGCCAGCACUGUGUACUCCUUAAAACAGAGCACAGCUUCUUUAUCUCUUUGAAAGAAAGUUCCCUGCGUCAAAGUUUAAACUUGAGAUUUUUACACUCUUCUGAUUGUUUUUUGUGAGAUGUCAAAUGUCAACAUGAAAGCUCUGGCGAUCAUUGGAGAAAGAGGAGCAAAAGAGAGAUGUCCACGAUUAGUCACGUGUGAAGGGACGACUUCUUUUCUCUCCCUAACCAUAAAUGAAAAUCCUUAUUUUAAGCUGAGACUGUUUUCAGAAUUCAGAGGAAAAAAAAAAAAAAAACAUGUCAUGGCAAACAGUCUGACAAAAGUAUUUAUUUAAGGAGGAAAUAUUUAUGUAUUUAUUUGUUUUUAUGUAUUUAUUUAUUUAUUUUACACCAUUAUUACCGUCAUGAUAACUGCAACAGUGGACUCUGCUGAAGUGCUGAAGAAACCAGGAAAAGAGGAGGACACUGUGACACAAACAACACAGAACAGAGAAAGGAGGGCAGGAGCAGCAGAGGACUCUCCACAUUGAUGGUGCAGAACUGGCGACCUGGUCAAAUAUUUGUAUUUAUUUUCUAUGACCACUUUUGUAAAAUAACCGACUUAAGAGAGAAAAAUAAAUGGCUAACAGUAAGAGGGAACAGAUGCAGUGAAAGGAAACACAGAGAGCUACCAGUUCAGUCUGAAUGCUUGAGCCUGACAUACUUUUGCUGUAUUUUAGUGAUAUAUUUCGUUUUAUUUUUAUUUUGAAGGUCACAAACUGAGGACAAUUGUGUGUUAACAAUUUCUUUCCUUAUCCUGUCCGCAGCCAUUUGUAAGGCAAUAAGGCACAAACCGCAGCAGUGAUUUAAGACUGAUCAAAAUGACUGUUUCAUGGAAUUGGCUGGUGGCCGCCUUCGUCCCACAGGAAGCCAAUCAUCAUUCCAGAGUUGUGUGUGA
Molecule: messenger RNA, 3465 nt
Organism: Paralichthys olivaceus (Japanese flounder)
Lineage: Eukaryota; Metazoa; Chordata; Actinopteri; Pleuronectiformes; Paralichthyidae
Gene: cdh22
Product: cadherin-22
Biological process (GO): cell morphogenesis; adherens junction organization; cell-cell adhesion mediated by cadherin
Cellular component (GO): adherens junction; plasma membrane; catenin complex
Molecular function (GO): cadherin binding; calcium ion binding
Source: RefSeq, a predicted model, not a curated record